AUGGGGGCUCAGCCGGCUGCCAAGUGUAACCCCUCCAGCCACAUGUUGGAGGCUGGAGAAGUGACCACAGACCCACCGAAGAGGAACCUUCCCUUGUGUGCCCAGGUAAGCCCAGCAAGCAGCCAUCCAGGGAAUGGGGGUGACUACCUGCUCUGCAUCUCCCAGAGAGCGGCUGGGAGUGAGGCCCUGGGGCUCAGUUCAGCUCCAAGCAGGAAUCGCCAGUGGGCCCCUUCAGCCAAAGGUUGGCGGAGGAAUGGAUCUCAGGCGUGUAAGAGACUGAUUCUGGCCUUCUCCCCGCCUCCCCCGCCCUCCAGCGUUCCUUCCAGUGCACCGGGCCUCAGGCCAGUGGGACCGGCACAGCAAGAGCGCACUCACAUUUCCAAAAUAUCUACGCACGAGGCUCUUCGGGAAACAAACGGAUGCCUUCAAGCAACACAAAGGGGAUCCAAAAGCUCACCCUGGUUUUCUCCUGUCCCCACCCACCUCUCUGAGAUAAAGAGCCGGGAAACCGGUUCCCAAACGGUGGCGGUAGAAGGGGACGCUGCAACUGCCCUAAAGCAGCGACUCCCGCGGGGAGCUGAGCACCGGGGCGCAGGCGAUCCCGACAGGGCGGCCAUCUCACAAUGCAGUUCUCCAACCCCCAAGCGCGAAGCCCACCCCGCAGCCACAGCGCUGCGGCUCCACCAAGCCGGACCACCGAGGAGCUCGAGGCCGCCCCCUAGCUGUUGUCAGCCCACGCAGGGGACCCGCACCGGCGCCGCUCCCUCCCUUCUGCACACCACAUCACUUACCCUACGGCUACCACUGCGCACCCGCGGCCUCCCUACAAUAGGGUACUUUCUCCGAGCCCUCUUCCUCAGAAAAGCAACGAACACCGAACCAAGGCUAUGCCAUGCGGCAAAGGCACCCUCUCCCGUUUUAACGCUUGCCUAAGGCUUCCUGGUGACUCAGAGGGUAAAGCGUCUGUCCGCAAUGCGGGAGACCCGGGUUCGAUCCCUGGGUCGGCUGAUCCCCUGGAAAAGGAAAUGGCAACCCACUCCAGUAUUCUUUCCUGGAGAAUCCCAUGGACCGAGGAGCCUAGUAGGCUACAGUCCACCGGGUCGCAAACAGUCGGACACGACUGAGCGACUUUUUUUUAAAACGCUUUCCCUUCACAAGGGAUUUUUCUCCCAUAACCCACUGAAAUAACCCGCAGAAAUGCACUCCCCCCCCCCCCCGACCCCUGCCGCGCAAAGUCCUGCCUGCCACCUCCUGGAGCACAGCCCUUGCUAACCCCAGCCCCCCAAAUCUGAAACACCUGGAGCCGGCCUCCCACUCCUUUGUUACCUAGCCCAAGCUCUUUAAGGACCGGCCAAUAAAUCAGGAGCCAAGUUGUUGGAAGGAAGAAUAACGAUUUUAAUCCGAAAGCCAGUAAAAGAGAAAGGAGAACAGACUCAGACUCAAAAAGCAAAAUCUCCAAUUCAACAACUCCUAUUAUAAGGAAGAAGGGGAGAGAAGGCCGGGGCUGCAGCCCUGACCAGUGGCUGAGCAGGACCAUUGCUGGUGGCUUAAUAACAGUUACUCCCUUUCGGGAGGACGCACCAUGGUGCCCACCAAUGGCUGAUUUGUUGUUAUUUAGUCACUAAUAAUGUCAGACUCUGCCACCCUGUAGACUGCAGCAGUCAGACUUUCCUGUCCUUCAUUAU
Molecule: messenger RNA, 1685 nt
Organism: Bubalus bubalis (water buffalo)
Lineage: Eukaryota; Metazoa; Chordata; Mammalia; Artiodactyla; Bovidae
Exons: 4
Coding region: 1-933 (310 amino acids)
Source: RefSeq, a predicted model, not a curated record